Molecule: messenger RNA, 447 nt
Organism: Bombyx mori (domestic silkworm)
Lineage: Eukaryota; Metazoa; Arthropoda; Insecta; Lepidoptera; Bombycidae
Exons: 1
Coding region: 1-447 (148 amino acids)
Source: RefSeq, a predicted model, not a curated record
AUGGAAGAAAUACCUAAAAAUGAAAUACAUAAAAGAAAAUCAGUAUACUUACCUCAUCACGCCGUGGUACACACAGACAGAGAAACUUCUAAGACACGCGUAGUAUUUGAUGCUUCAGCGAAGGGCUCCAACUGCGUUUCUCUAAACGAUGAAUUGCUUGUAGGUCCGCAACUGCAAGAGGACUUAAGGAACAUACUUAUGAGAUCGAGAUUACAUCGUGUUUACUAUGCAAGUGAUAUACAAAAGAUGUACCUGCAAAUAUUACUUUAUGAAGAAGACGCCGAUCGAUAUCAACGCCUUUUGUGGAGAGAGAAUGAUACAGACCCGAUUAAAGAAUAUCGUAUGCUUCGUGUUACAUUUGGUACAGCGGCGGCCCCUCACCUGGCUGUAAGAACGCUUCACCAGGUAGCUGACGAUGAGGGUCGAAAUCAUCCAAUGGCUGUUUGA